Messenger RNA from Auxenochlorella protothecoides, 1479 nucleotides. RefSeq lists its product as hypothetical. The record is from RefSeq and is a predicted model, not a curated record. Bases 1 to 1479 code for a protein of 492 amino acids. NCBI's taxonomy places the organism in Eukaryota, Viridiplantae, Chlorophyta, Trebouxiophyceae, Chlorellales, Chlorellaceae. Gene Ontology annotation, biological process: SCF-dependent proteasomal ubiquitin-dependent protein catabolic process. The transcript has 5 exons. Gene Ontology annotation, cellular component: SCF ubiquitin ligase complex.
AUGGUCGCAUUGAUCUCUGCACUGGUGUACCCAUUUCAUGCCGUCACAGUGUGUCAGGCACAGCGCACCUCCAUUGCCUGUUCCCAGAGGCAAGAUCUGUACGCCCUUGUCGGCACUUUCGUUCAAGACUGCGAGUCGCACAUCACGGAAGCGGGAUUGCAGGCGGUGGCUCGGCUGAGUCACCUUGCGGCCCUGAAGUUGGAAACCUACUCUCUGCCGUACUCACCCAUCUCCUUCAAGGCCAUGUUGGAACACCUGGGAAGCCUGAGGUUGUUCUCCAUGAACACCACCUGGUCAUUCUCCAACGAACACCUUCAGUGUCUGGCAGACAGCCCCUGCGCCCCUUUCCUGGAAGAACUGGACCUGUCGCGGACCAGCAUCGCCACAGGUACGGACAGCAAUGCCUGGGCCAUACUGCUCUCGUUCCCCUCCCUGCGGAGACUGCGUCUUGCCAACUGCCGCCUGGAUGCAAACAGGCGGGGGUCGGCAGCCAUUGCUGCUCUGCUGCGACACCUGGACCUUUUGGAGGAGCUGGACAUCUGCCACACCCCCGAGCUGAGCGCCAAGGCGCUGCGCCUGGUCCUGGCCGCCAGCGGCGCCGGGCUGCGCGCACUGACCCUGGAGCUGCCCGCCGGGCGGCUCACGCGGCUGCCCCCGCCUCCCCGCGUGCUCGCGCUACGCACGCUGCGCCUGCGUGCCCCCGGCGUCGACGCCGCCAGCGUGCUGCCCAUCCUCCGUGCCUGCGCGCCCAGCCUGGUCCACCUGGACGCCAGCUUCGCGCUGGCUGACUGCACCGUCUCGACGGGCGCCGUGGCCGCCACGCUGGGCGCGCUGCGCGGCCUGCACGAGCUCAGCUUGCGCGACUGCGCGGGACUGCGCAAGGGACACCUGGCCUCGCUGGGCACGCUGACCGACCUGCGCCAGUUGGAGGUGCACGCGGAGCUGCGGGCCGGGAAACCGCCCGGGGAGCUGGCGGGGCUGGGGCGCCUGCAGGCCCUGGAGAGCCUGCGCCUGCAGGGCGUCCGCCCCGACCCCGCCGACCUCCCGGACCUGCGCGGCCUGAGGGCCCUGUGCCUCGACACCCGCGAAGACGCGCGGUGGAUGCGGCGCGCGGCGGCCGUGGGGCCCUGCCCCCAGGUGCGCAGCCUCGCCCUGGUCGGGCGCGUCCAGCUGGGCCAGCUGGGCUGGGCGGUCGAGGCCUUCCCCGGUCUGCAGAGGGUGGACGUCAUCUGCAAUGGCACGGUCCCCAACCUGGAGCUGCUGGCUCUGCAGGAGCUCCCCCGCCUCCAUUGUCUCAGCGUCAGAAGCGCCGGAGGGAACGCAUCCCUAUCGUUGGGGUGGGUCUGGGAGGUGUUCCCGGCGCUGGAGCGGCUCAACAGCAGGUGGCGCGGGGAGGUUUUCCACGAGGAGGAGGUGGAGAGCUGGGUGUUGCACCGCUACCGGGCCCUGCUGAAGCGACGGCUGGGUGCCCCAUUGUAG